Molecule: messenger RNA, 1383 nt
Organism: Psammomys obesus (fat sand rat)
Lineage: Eukaryota; Metazoa; Chordata; Mammalia; Rodentia; Muridae
Product: vomeronasal type-2 receptor 116-like
Exons: 4
Coding region: 127-1383 (418 amino acids)
Biological process (GO): G protein-coupled receptor signaling pathway
Cellular component (GO): membrane
Molecular function (GO): G protein-coupled receptor activity
Source: RefSeq, a predicted model, not a curated record
GACAGCAGUUAUGACAUAUACAAUGCUGUGUAUGCCGUGACCCAUGUCUUUCAUGAGAUACUUCUUCAGCAGGUAGAAAAUCAGCCAGUUGACAAUUGGAAAGUACAUGCUUUUAUCUACUUGAAAAUGCACUCCAUUCUGAGAAAGACCCAAUUCACUAAUCCUAUUGGAGAUAAAGUGAAUAUGAACCAGAAAGAAAAACUACAGGAUGAGUGUGACAUCUUCCACAUUAGAAAUUUCCCACAUGGCCUUGGACUUAAGGUGAAGAUAGGAAAGUUUAGCCCAUAUUUCCCACAUGGUCAACAGCUGCAUUUAUCUGAAGACAUGAUAGAGUGGGCCACAGGAAGUAGACAGAUGCCACCCUCUGUAUGCAGUGCUGAUUGCAGUCCUGGGUUCAGAAAAUUCUGGAAGGAGGGAAUGGCAGCCUGCUGUUUUGAUUGCAUCCUCUGCCCAGAAAAUGAAAUUUCUAAUGAGACAAAUAUGGAUCAGUGUGUAAAGUGUCCAGAAGACCAGUAUGCCAACACAGAGCAGAGCCACUGCAUGCACAAAGCUGUGAUCUUUCUGAGCUACAAAGACCCCUUGGGGGUGGCUCUGGUCUUAGUGACCUUGUGCUUCUCUGCAUUCACAGCUCUGGUUCUUGUAGUAUUUAUGAAAUACAAUGAAACUGCCAUUGUGAAGGCCAAUAACCGCACUCUGAGCUACAUCUUACUCAUGUCACUCAUGCUCUGUUUCCUCUGUUCCUUCCUCUUCAUUGGUCAUCCGAACUCAGUCACCUGUAUCCUGCAGCAAAUCACAUUUGGAGUUGUAUUCACUGUGGCUGUUUCCACUGUGUUAGCCAAAACAAUCACUGUGGUUCUGGCUUUCAAAGUCACAGCUCAUGGAAGGAGGAUGAGGUCCUUUCUGGUUUCAGGGGCUCUUAACUAUAUCAUCCCCCUCUGUACCCUCAUCCAAAUUAUUCUCUGUUCAAUCUGGCUAGGAUUUUCUCCUCCCUAUGUUGAUAUUGAUGCACACUCUGAGCAUGGCCACAUCCUCAUUGUCUGCCACAAGGGUUCAGUUGUUGCAUUUUAUUGUGUCCUGGGAUACUUGGGCUGCCUGGCCCUGGGAAGCUUCACUGUGGCUUUCAUGGCCAGGAACCUGCCUGACACAUUCAAUGAAGCCAAGUACUUGACAUUCAGCAUGCUGUUGUUCUGCAGUGUCUGGAUCACUUUCCUCCCUGUUUACCAUAGCACCAAGGGCAAGAUCAUGGUAGCUGUGGAGAUUUUUUCUAUCUUGGCUUCCAGUGCAGGGAUGCUGGGAUGCAUCUUUGUUCCCAAGUUAUACAUAAUUUUGUUAAGACCAGACAGAAAUUCUAUUCAAAAGAUCAGGGCGAAAUCAUACUCCUAA